This is a messenger RNA of Aplysia californica (California sea hare), 2212 nucleotides long. RefSeq lists its product as uncharacterized. Gene Ontology annotation, molecular function: metallopeptidase activity. The record is from RefSeq and is a predicted model, not a curated record. NCBI's taxonomy places the organism in Eukaryota, Metazoa, Mollusca, Gastropoda, Aplysiida, Aplysiidae. Bases 351 to 1532 code for a protein of 393 amino acids. The transcript has 3 exons.
AACGAAUUCUCGGGUCGAGUGGGCCUACAUAAUCGCUGCUCUUCGUGUUACCCUUUCCAUCAGAAUAGACAAAUGCAGUGAAAAAAUGUAGAAACACAACGCGAAUUCACCUAAUAAAGAUAGCGCAUGGAAGCCAAUUCCAUAACUGUUUACAAAAACAACAUCAGUUCUAUCAGAACCGGAUCAUGGCCAUACUUUGUGUGCGUCCUUAUAGAUAAACAAGCAAAGACAAGACACAGGUGAAAAGUUUUCACACCAAACCAAGACGUGUUCUUUGCAGGAAAAAGUGCACUUUUGCCUUGCAUGUAUUGAGGUUGUGAGUGGACAAACAAUUCCACUUCACCACUACGAUGUUCAUGGGCAUGUUUGUCGCCUUGCUUUGGGCCAGCUGUGUGGCAAGUUGUCUGGCCCUGCCUACUGACCAACCCACCACAAUGACCAUGACCAGAAAUUCUAGCCGCCAGAAACAUGUCUCGGCCACAACCCUACUCCACCCUACCUCAACCCUCCCCAGUCCAACCCCAACCCUCACCCACCCUACCUCAACCCUCCAAAGUCCUACCCCAACCCUCACCCACCUUACCUCAACCCUCCCCAGUCCUACCCCAACCCUCACCCACCUUACUUCAACCCUCCCCAGUCCUACCUCAGCCCUCCCCCACCCUACCACUCCACCACGCCUCCACCACGCAAACCACUCCCACUACCAAACCCACAGCCCCUCACAGAGCUACACCCACAGUCUACCUGCUGGUUUCACUUACUUAUAUGUGAACAUCAAUCGCAGCAUCUCGAACACUCUGGAAGACUCGCACAGACAAUUUCAGGUCGCCGGAUCCCCCCACACAUCCGCGAGUGCGCUCAGGGCAGCAGCAGAAGUAGUUCUCGCCAUGACACGUCACAUGCACUAUCGCGACUUCCGGCUCUUGUCCGAGAGAACUUCUGUCGGUGUCUUCACCAAACAAGAGAAAUUAACCAUCUACCCAAGCUACUACGCCGUCAAGAACAAUAACUGUGGACGUUCGUGCGAGGGCGAGUGCCGGGUCACGUGCGCCAGCGACAACCGAAAGUACGAAGACCUUGUCGGUUUAGGCGGGAAAAGAGCUGUGGUCCUGGAUGCAAACGUUCUGUGCACUGAUGCAGAUCCCUACAAACAUAAAGAGAACAUUCUUGCGCACGAAUUUACGCACUCUAUACACAUCUACGUGCUGGAUGCCGACAAGAAGCACAGAAUCAUCAAUGCGUACCAAUCUGCUAAGGACAACCAGACGUGGCUGGCGACUUCCUACGCCAUGUCAAACGCACUUGAGUAUUUCGCGGAGGCGUCUACCGUAUUUUUCGGGGUAAACCGGUAUAGUGCGCUCAACGCAGGCGGUAUGAACGUCUGUCGGAUGCACUACUGUGCCACAGAGAGAGAGGCGAGAGAGAAUUUGAAGGACAAAGAUAGGGCGCUCUACGAUAUCCUCGUGGACGUCUUCACCGGCGGACGGCCAAACCUGCUCUCUGGAUUGACCAUCUGUCCCACCACGUGACUUGAAAGGACUGACCAUAUUAUGUCAGGCCAAGUGACUUGAAAAGAAAACUUCCCAACAGACCCAACACAAAGUCGGAAAGAUGUUCGAAUCGGCUGCUUAGUGUAAAACUCCGACAAGGGCCAAUUUGAAAAGAGACGUAUGACGGAGUCUUACAAUAGGGAAUUGAAAUAUUCUAGGCCCUGACAGCAAACUUUUUCGAAAUAGGGGAAAAAACAACAACUGUAUCUACUUGAUGCAUUUGUCCUUGUCCUUUUCAACACAAUUUAGAAUUUGAAUUUUGACAAAAUUUACCCUGGGCACAUGCGACCGAUACCCCAGUUUAAGAAACUACCAUUUAUUAUUUGUCUCAACUUUUGGGCUUAUUUCAUCAGAACAGCUGGCCGACGAUACGAUUUUCAGCCUGGUGAAUCAUAGCAUAUUUUAUUGGAGGGCCACAAAGACAUGGAAAGAGACACACAAAGAGGCUGGCGCAUGAAAUCGGAGCUCUUUUCAAGUUUGGCCGCCUCAAUUUCUUUUCCCAGCUUCAGCAACGUUUGUUCCGUAGAAAUAAUUACUGCUGAAGUUGUAAAUUUAUUACAAUGUGAUAUCUAUCGCUCAAAUUAUAAACUUAGUAGCCUACUCAUUUGGUGUUUGAUCCUAAUAAAAUUGUUUCUGAAAUACAGAAUACAAAAAUUCAA